Molecule: messenger RNA, 1452 nt
Organism: Amorphotheca resinae ATCC 22711
Lineage: Eukaryota; Fungi; Ascomycota; Leotiomycetes; Helotiales; Amorphothecaceae
Exons: 3
Coding region: 1-1452 (483 amino acids)
Biological process (GO): mitotic spindle organization
Cellular component (GO): cytoplasm; nucleus; protein phosphatase type 2A complex
Molecular function (GO): protein tyrosine phosphatase activator activity; peptidyl-prolyl cis-trans isomerase activity
Source: RefSeq, a predicted model, not a curated record
AUGAAUUCACAGUCGAAAAACCAGGGUUCUGGACUGGCAACAAGCUUGCCAAUACUGGACCCUACACAGCCUCAUACUUUCCUCAAGCCGACCAAGAGAAUCCACGAGGGUCACGAUGUGUCCGAGUUCCUCACAUCAAGAGCCUAUGGAGAUAUUGGCACCUUCGUCAUGCAGCUCAAUGUAUCUAUGUGUCCAAGGAAAGACCAUGGUUCAGAGCGAGUUCAGAAAUGGCAGCUUGAUUCACCCAUCCCACUGUCAGAGCCUGUCCGCAAGUUGCAAGAGCUGCUACAAAGCAUAGACGCCAUUAUCGAAGAAGUACCACCUGACACAGGACCCCGGAGAUUUGGUAACGUCAGUUUCAGAAAAUGGUAUGAAGUUCUAGAAUCGCGAGUGCACGACCUUCUCCAGGCGUAUUUGGCGGCAGAUGUUCUUAACUUCAAUUCCAAGUCAGACGGUGUUUCAGCCUUGGAUGAGCUCACUCCUUACCUACUUGGUAGUUUUGGUAGCUCUCAGAGACUGGACUAUGGUACGGGGCACGAACUUAGCUUUCUUGCAUUUAUAGGUUGCAUUUGGAAGCUUGGUGGGUUUUCUAAAGGCUAUGCCCAAGAUGGAUCUUUAGAGAGAAGCAUAGUUAUGGGAGUAAUAGAGCCAUAUUUGCGUGUCGUUCGUCGUCUUAUUCUCACAUACACCCUUGAGCCUGCCGGAUCCCAUGGAGUAUGGGGUCUAGAUGAUCAUUCUUUCCUACCUUACAUAUUCGGCUCAGCCCAGUAUUGCCCAGCUAUAAAACCGGGUGAGACUAUUCCAGUUGAAGGCUCUCUGCCGGAUUCGCCGAACCCUGGGGAUAUCACAAAGAAGAACGUGGUUGACCGAGAGAGAAGCCGUAACAUGUAUUUCGCAGCCAUUGGAUUCAUUAACGAUGUCAAGACCGGACCCUUCUGGGAACACAGCCCUAUACUUUUCGAUAUUUCUGGUGUUCGUGCAGGGUGGGCCAAGAUAAAUAAGGGCAUGAUCAAGAUGUAUAAUGCAGAAGUCUUGUCAAAAUUCCCAGUCGUCCAGCAUUUCCCAUUCGGAUCGCUAUUCAGUUGGGAGCAAGAUCCAAAUGCGACGCCGCCGGUGCAAUCAGCCCAUACUGCGAAUCAGCCGGCCGGUACUUCCAAUUCUGGGGCUUCAACCGCCCGACCUUCACCAGCUCAGGGCACGAGAGCUCCUUGGGCAAAUCCACCUCCAGGAGCUACUAUGGGGUCCACGGCGGCACCGUGGGCGCAAUCAUCUACAGGGCCGCCACAACAGGGGAUGCCUUCUACAAGAGCGCCGUGGCUUCAUAGCAACCCUUCAAACGCUGUUGGUGGACCACCUAGAAAUACAGGAGCAGGCGCGAACCCUCCAUCGUUUAGCAAGCCCGAUGGUCCAACUAAAGCGCCAUGGGCGGACAAGAGGCAUGAAUCAAAGUAA